Molecule: messenger RNA, 2467 nt
Organism: Alternaria rosae
Lineage: Eukaryota; Fungi; Ascomycota; Dothideomycetes; Pleosporales; Pleosporaceae
Product: ubiquitin fusion degradation protein UFD1-domain-containing protein
Exons: 2
Coding region: 1-2331 (776 amino acids)
Cellular component (GO): VCP-NPL4-UFD1 AAA ATPase complex
Molecular function (GO): polyubiquitin modification-dependent protein binding
Source: RefSeq, a predicted model, not a curated record
AUGGACCCGGAAGCAGAGCCGGCAGAGCUGAAGUGGUCCGCUCAAUACGAACUGGCACAUGCGACGCGAAGCACGCUACCCGGCGACAAACUACUCCUUCCUCCAUCGGCAUUAGAGCAGCUCCUUGCCGCGGCACCUGUCGUUCACAUCGAUGCGAACCGACCGCACAUCACCGCUUUCGAUCCUUUCAACCCAUACACCUUUAAUGCCGAGCGCCACGCACGAGCACAAACGCAGGACCGCUUCCAGCAACUGCCUCACCCGCUUACCUUUCGCUUGGUCAACCCAGAUAAUGGCAGAGUUGUACAUGCAGGAAUACGCGAGUUCUCCGCGGAAGAGGGCGAGAUCGUGCUGAGCAGUUUUUUGAAAGAGGCGUUGGGAAUCAAAGAACAAUCGGCAGAGCCCUCUAGGAAUGCCAGCCCAAAUGGCCAGGAAAAAGAUGACGUGGCUAUGUCAAAUGGAGCAAUUCCGCUCGGCACGGAUGAUGCUGCGUCUAUGAAGAUUACAGUACAUGCCAAACAAUUGCCCAAGGGUACCUUUGUAAAGUUACGGCCUCUCGAAGCUGGCUAUGACCCGGAAGACUGGAAGUCGCUCCUGGAAGAGCACCUACGAUCCAACUUUACAACCUUGACGAACGGCGAGGUCCUGGCUAUAGACGGUGGUCGAGGAGUUGAUGGGAAGCGCGAGGAGUUUCGUUUCCUCGUAGACGGCUUCAAGCCCGAAGGAGAUGGCAUCUGCGUGGUCGACACAGACCUGGAGGUGGAUAUUGAGGCAUUGAACGAAGAACAAGCACGCGAGACGAUGAAGAGGAUCGCUGCCAAGAUGCACCGCGCUCCUGGAACAUCACAAGGCAGUUCCACCGGGGGCGCGGUCGACAUAUUCAACGCGCAACCUGGACAAGUGCUUGAAGGAGAGUACAUCGAUUACGAUUUGACAUCUUGGGAUAGAUCUCAGGGAUUGGAAAUCCUUCUAGACGAAGUAGAAGACGAGGAUGAGAUCGACCUAUAUGUCAGUCCGUACUCGUCACGACAAAGAGUCCGUCCACGCGAAGAUGAGCAUGUCUUCGCGAAUAUUAGAAGUCAAUAUCCGAAACGCAUACGACUGCAACCUACAAAUGUCGAACUUGACGAUGCAGAAGCUGUAUGGAUCUCCGUCCAUGCCUACCCAUCCGAGUCACCCUCGAGCACGCCCAAACCCUUCCGUCUGAGGGUGUCGAUUUUCGAUCCCAAGAUAGAAGCAACAGAUGGACUGGACGAGGCGCUUGAGAAUGCAAAGGCGGUGGGACCAGACGAAGUGAUCUGCAAAAACUGCCAACAAGUAGUGCCUAAAGGCUCACUAUUUUUGCACGAGAACUUCUGUCUAAGGAACAACAUCCUUUGCCCCCAAGGCUGUGGCCAAGUCUUCCAGAAGCGAUCGCCGGCUUUCCAGAACCAUUGGCAUUGUCCACACGAUACAUUCAGUGGCAACACCACAUUGAGCCAUCAAAAGCAUGACGCUCUUUACCACACGCCGCAGAAGUGCUCAACAUGUGACAUGGAAUUCCCAUCAAUGCCUAUGCUCUCCCAUCACAAAACGACCGUAUUCCCCCAAGAAGGCGACCCCAACGACCAAUCCCCCGAACUACUCCUCUCGGGUCUCACACCCCACGAAUUAGCAGACGGAGGCCGAACAACCGAAUGCCAUCUCUGCAACAAGAUUGUGCGCUUCCGCGACAUGGACACGCAUCUCCGGCACCACGACCUAGAGCGCCUCUCCCGUCCACCACCACGCAUGUGCCGCAACGUAAACUGCGGCCGCACCCAAGACGGCGCAAACAAAGCCGGCGACACACGAGCCGGGACGCGCAAAGGUCAAGGUCCAGGCAAUGAAAUCGGCCUCUGCAGCGUCUGUUUCGGACCUCUCUACGUCUCUCUCCAUGACCCAGAAGGCAAAGCACUGCGACGCCGUAUCGAGCGUCGGUAUCUCUCCCAGCUCCUGACUGGAUGCGGAAAAGCGUGGUGUAAGAACGAAUACUGUCGUACUGGUCGUAAGAAUCUGGGCCAGGAAGAUAAGUCCGUUCCAACUAAAGAUGCUAUUCCGCUUGUUAAGCCCUUCUUGCAGGGAAUGGACGGGAGGGGGUAUGAUACCCCGUUGCACUUUUGCGUUGACGAGAGGACGCAGAAGUCGAGGACGUUGGCUGAGAUGGUUGCUGCUGAGAAGGGGAUUGAGGGGAAGGGUGGAUAUGGGUUGGAGUGGUGUGUUGCUGCUAUGGAGGCUGAAGGUGGGGAUCUGGAUAGAGCGAGGAGUUGGCUCAAGGGGUGGGCACCGCAAAGGACGGAGGCUGGGCAGUGAGAUGGAAGGUUCUGGAGUGUCGGGCUUAUGGUUUCAUAGACGGUUGUAUAGAAGUAUGAUAGUGGUGGUUGGAGCAUAUAGACUAGAUUAGAGAGAUACCCAAUAAUGAUGUCAAUGCACUUGAAUUUCCGCAGUC